AUGGCGAGGUCAAAGGCACAGAUAUACACGUGUUGUUCUCUGAUACUGCUGUGCAUAGUCGUGCUCAUUGUGUGUGCUGUUGUGCUUGCAAAGAGAAGCUGUCAAGAGGAGACUUUUGCAAGUGCAGCAGUGGCUGCGGACUCGGCGAUGUGUUCAGUGAUUGGACGAGAUAUCCUUCGGAGAGGAGGCUCGGCAGUAGAUGGCGCCAUUGCUGCAUUGCUUUGCACGUCUGUCGUCAACCCGCAGAGCAUGGGCAUUGGAGGGGGAUCCAUAUUCACAGUGAUGGAUAGCAGCGGCAAGGUAAAGAUCAUCAACUCGAGAGAGACCGUCCCCAAGACGUUCAAAGCUGAUCUUCUUAAUGGCUGUCCCAAGACUUCCCAGUUGAUUUCAGGUGGCCAAUGGAUUGGGGUCCCAGGGGAAAUCAGAGGUUAUGAACAUGUGCAUAGACUUUAUGGAAAGUUGCCGUGGGCUAGCCUCUUCCAGCCCACUAUCAAACUGGCCAGAGAGGGUUUCCCAAUACCUGAAGUCCAAGGACGCUUUGUUUCGCUUCUUGAUAGCAAUGACACCCUACCACUACGCAAGUUGUUUUCAGAUAAGAAUGGAAAAAUGUUGAAGACUGGCGAUACUGUGAAGUUUGAGAAACUGGCUGACACACUGGAGCUUGUCGCAAAUCGUGGAGCAGAUGCUUUCUAUACUGGCAAAAUAGCGCAGGAUUUAAUCCGUGACAUACAGGAUGCAGGAGGUACACUCACGAUGGAGGACUUGGCAGCGUAUAACGUUACAGUGACUGAUGCAUGGACCAUUCCUUUGGGAGACUUCCAGAUGCACAUACCUCCACCUCCUGCAGGGGGCGUUAUGCUUGGCCUAAUCCUAAACAUCAUAAAAGGUUUCGCUGCGGAUUCAUCAGCUCUGAAGGGUGAGCAAAAGAUACUCACCUAUCAUCGAUAUGUCGAAGCUUUGAAGUUUGCCAAUGGACUGAAGAAGUACAUCCGUGAUCCACAAUUUAGCUCUGAUGUAAUGGCAAAGAAGUUUACCGAGCAAAGCUUUGCCGAUCACAUCAGGAGCUUAAUCAGCAACAACGAGACCCAUGAUCUUCAGUAUUACAACAUCGCUCCACAUCUGGACAGCAUGGGUACCACACAUGUGUCUGUCAUGGCUGAAGAUGGAGCUGCUGUGUCUGCCACCAGCACCAUCAAUCAUAUAUUUGGCUCUAAGGUUUUCUCUCCGAGCACCGGGGUCAUCCUCAACAAUGAGCUGUCAGACUUCUGUGGAAGAGCAGAUCACAUAGUUGCAGGAGAGCAGCCUCCCUCCUCGAUGUCUCCUGUUGUGAUGCGGUCAAAGUCCAAGACGCUGGUUAUCGGCGGGUCUGGCGGCAGCAUGAUCACGACUGCGAUGGCCUCGGUGCUCAUGAACCACCUUUGGUUGGGAAAAAGUCUCGAGGAGGCCAUUGCUGCACCGAUUGUCUUUGUAGACUCUAAAAAUAUGCUGAAGUUUGAAUCCACGUUCGAUAAGUCUGUGGUAGAGGCUUUGAUGGCCCUGGGACACACACAACAGACCGCAAAGUACUUCUACAACGUGGUAAACGCUGUGGAGAAAGAAGAUGGCUGCAUCCGUGCGGUGUCUGAUGCCAGGAAAUUGGGUGAAGCAGCUGGCUACUGAGAGAAAAUCCCCACCCCCACAGGAGGAGGAAAUGUCAGGGUGACGUGAAGGUUAGCCAAAAGUGCCCCGGUUCGACAGCCUCCAUAACCGAUAAUCGUGUCUUCGACGUGUCCUGUGUGGAAGUGGCUGUGAGAAGACACGCUGAACCCCUGGAUGUGUUCGGCUGUGAUGAAGCUACUCUGGGACUAAAAAGGCAGAAGAUAGAUGCUUAGACUUGUACAUCACCUCUCAACAGACUGGACGGUUGCAAUGACAUGAUCAGGGUUUCAUAACCUCUCUCCCUAUCCUUGUUUCUGUCCUACCUCUUUUUGCCCUUUUGUUCAAGUCAUUUGCGCACACGUUCUAAAUCUUGCAUAUUAUGUUAGAAGGUAAGGACUGCUCAUGAUAAUCACGUAAAAAUAUUAGCUCGUUGAUUUUUUGUUGUUGACAUGUUCAUCUUAAUAUCUGAGAUGUAAAACAGACAGUAGGCUAUUUUUACCUCAUUCAAAUAAUUAAGGUGUGUGUUUGUGUGCGCGUGUGUGUGUUUGUGUGUGCGCGCGCGCGUGUGUCUUACAAAACAUGUAGCAACAAUUAUAAACCUGUUCACAACUGGAGCUAUUCUAUUCUUAAAAGCUAUUUUUAGCAAUGGAUAUUCUGAUACCGUUUGGCAUUAUUAAAUCAAUUUAUAUAUAUGCUUUUAAAUACUUGUAAUAUUCUUCUUUUAUCCAGAUAUUAAAUAUAUUGUUUUUUUUACAUCACUUUAGA
Molecule: messenger RNA, 2403 nt
Organism: Lampris incognitus (smalleye Pacific opah)
Lineage: Eukaryota; Metazoa; Chordata; Actinopteri; Lampriformes; Lampridae
Gene: ggt5a
Product: gamma-glutamyltransferase 5a
Exons: 12
Coding region: 1-1659 (552 amino acids)
Biological process (GO): glutathione catabolic process; leukotriene D4 biosynthetic process; inflammatory response
Cellular component (GO): plasma membrane
Molecular function (GO): leukotriene-C(4) hydrolase activity; glutathione gamma-glutamate hydrolase
Source: RefSeq, a predicted model, not a curated record